Fomitopsis serialis is the source of this 1278-nucleotide messenger RNA. RefSeq lists its product as uncharacterized. The annotation marks the transcript as partial. The record is from RefSeq and is a predicted model, not a curated record. NCBI's taxonomy places the organism in Eukaryota, Fungi, Basidiomycota, Agaricomycetes, Polyporales, Fomitopsidaceae. The transcript has 8 exons.
CCCCAGCUACGUACGUUCCAAGACUGGUACAAAAUAGGCAGCAAGUACGCUCGAGUGGCGGCUGGAGGGACCAUAUAUGUUUUGCUGCUGGUGGUGCUGCAGAGGGCAAGAUCCCAGCUGGGCAGCAACGAUACCACGCUAUCCACAGAUGUUGGGAACUUGUUGCGUUGGCCUCAAGGGGCCGCCAGUAAAGACGUCAAGAAGAUCCUACCCGUAGUGGAAACCCUAGCACGGUGCCAUCCCUUGAGCUUUGGCCAGCUCUUCCAGCUCUCAGCCCUGCAGGAAAUGGGCAUAUCGCCAGAAACCCCCUGCAGCAACGUGGCCGCCUCUGACCAUUUCUUCGAAGGCCUCACCUACAACUCUUUCGCCCUAGCGCCCAGGAAUCACGAAGUCUGGCAAACGUUGUGCCCCCUGCUGGGUUACGUAUGUAUUCCGGCAGCUAGUCCGCCUCUCUCUCAGAGAGAGGAAUCUCCUCUGACCCCGUUGCCUGAAACACCGUUACCUGAGCCUCUUUCUCCUGGCUCUGUACGCGUCGUUAACCUGUCCGUUCCCUACGCCCUGGACCUACUGGACAACUGUCGUUUCCCCGCCCCUAGAGAUAGGGCUGAAAAUGACGUUUGGACUGAGCAAGCUCGUAACGGCGCUUCGGCUGCAAUAAGCCCUGCUAACCUCAGCUUGCUUGAGCAUCAGCUCAGUAAGAUGUAUCAACACGGUCGUAGGACCUCAGCAAACACAUUUGUAAGGGUCCCUUUGCACGAGGUUGAGGACGUGCUCAUGCUCAGAGGUGAGAACGGGGACCUCAUAGCUGGCAUUUGCACCUCCAUGUCUCAGGACAUGAGGGAAAGCUUGGCCUCCCGCCUUAGCGCCAGUUUCGAAAGUGAUCCCUUGAUCCAUCGUACUACCUCCACAGACCCAGCGGACGUAACUUUCCAAACACUGCACUUUUCUUGGUACAACAGGCACUGUACUCAGGGUCAUACAGCGCCGCAAGACGUACCUCCGCGCAUGAUGAAACGCUCCGGUGGGCAACGCACUAAUCACUGGCAGAUGCUCCCGUACCCAUCUAAGGACAUGGUUGAGAACCAAGGGAUAUACAACAACAUCAAGUGUUUACUUGACGAAGUUUUCGCGUUUGUGGAUGCCAAGGUUCGAGCCAUGUUGCCUAACGAAUACCAUCACCUAGAAGCUACGGCUUCUACCCUUCCCGACAACAACACUUCUGCCGUGCACCCUUUCUUGGGCCUGGUCAUAAACCUCAACGUCGUCACCAACGCUCAC